Molecule: messenger RNA, 1512 nt
Organism: Rhizoctonia solani
Lineage: Eukaryota; Fungi; Basidiomycota; Agaricomycetes; Cantharellales; Ceratobasidiaceae
Product: aminotransferase class-III protein
Exons: 7
Coding region: 1-1512 (503 amino acids)
Molecular function (GO): identical protein binding; transaminase activity; pyridoxal phosphate binding
Source: RefSeq, a predicted model, not a curated record
AUGCUCCGCGCUACUAGGGCUUUCCUCCCCUUCUCCUCUCGUCGCGCGCUUGUCUCUCCCUCUGCUCCUGUUCCACCACUUCAUCUUCGUUCCCCCAUUCACUCUACUGGCACUAUGCACGCCCCUCCUACCAAUGGAAACGUCAAUGGCAACGGUGUUCACAUCAAUGCGGACUUUGCUGCUGAGCACACCGCGCGUGGUGUGAGCCGCCUCGUCAAUGGAGUUAUUGUCAAAGGCGAAGGCUCCUACGUGACGUUCGACGAUGGACGUAAGAUGCUUGACUUUACCACGGGAAUUGGCGUCACUGGCCUCGGCCACUGUCACCCAGUGGUUAGUAAGGCUGCUGCUGACCAGUGCAUGAACCUUGUUCACGGACAGUGCAGCAUUGCAUUCCAUGAACCAGGAGUCAAGCUAAUUAGCGCGCUCAUGCCGCUCAUGCCCGAUCCUUCGCUCGACACGUUCUUUUUCUGGAACUCGGGCUCUGAGGCUGUCGAAGCCGCGGUCAAGCUUGCACGUACAGCUACAGGGAGACAGAACAUUAUUUCUAUGCAAGGGGGGUACCAUGGACGUACUUUUGGUGCGAUGGCUCUCACCCGUAGCAAGACUAUCUAUAGCGAUCGUGUUAGCCCAUUGAUGCCCGGAGUGUAUGUUACACCUUACCCGUACUGGCACCAACUUGGUCUCCCGCCCAACGCAACCGAAGAGCAAGCAGUCGCCCAAAGUAUCCAUCAACUCAACCUUCUCUUCGCACAGCAAACCAACCCAGCGGAGACCGCCGCGAUUAUCAUCGAGCCUGUACUCGGUGAGGGUGGAUAUAUCGCCGCCCCUGCCUCUUAUCUCAAGGCACUCCGUGAGAUCUGUGACGAGCACGGCAUCUUGUUGAUUUUUGACGAGGUACAAUGCGGGUUUGGCCGAACGGGCAAGUACUUCGCGAGCGAGUACUCUGGCGUACGCCCGGAUGUUAUGAUUAUUGCCAAAGGGCUUGCCAAUGGGUUCCCGCUGAGCGGUAUUGUAAGCCGAAAGGAGCUGAUGGAUACGCAAAAGCCCGGGUCAAUGGCAAGUCACAUAUCCGAUAUGGAUGGUGGCACGUACGCGGGUAAUGCGAUUGCCUGCGCUGCGGCUGUUGCAUGCACCAAAGUUAUGCGCGACGAGAACGUGCUCGAGAACGUUAAUGCACGAUCUGCCGAACUAUUCGAUGGUAUCAACGUGUUGCGCGCUAAUCCCAAGAUUGCUCCAUACAUUCUAGACGUGCGCGGUAAAGGGUUGAUGGUUGGCGUUGAGUUUGCAUCUCCAACGAAUGCGAGCUGGGAUGCAUCGGUGCAGAGUAGUGCGCCAAAGGGCAUGGCCAGCCGAGUAGCUGCCAAACUCCUCGAGCGAGGUGUAUUGUUGUUGACAACCUCGAUCUUCGAGGUCGUGCGAUUCAUUCCUCCGUUGAAUAUAUCUCAGGCUGACAUGGCCAAGGGAAUCAAAGCAUUCCAGGAGGCAGUCGAGGAGGUUGUUCGCGAGGGUUGA